CAAUUCAGUCUAUAACAUAUGGAUUCAAUGUUAUUCUUUUCCUCUUGACUAUCCAGUUGUGUCAGUACUAUUCAUUGAAUAAUCUGUCUUCUUCCCAGUUAUAUGAAUGCUGCCCUUAUCAUUUAUUAAAUUAUUAUUUGUAUUGGGUAGGCAUUUUAUGAUUUACUUCUUCUGUUUUCCUGAUCUGUCUGGCUCUUCUGGCUAAAGACAGAAUUUUACAUUGUUUCUCCCAAAUACUAUGAUAUGAAAUGAGGUGUAGGUAUAGUUUUACAUACUAUAGUAGAAAUUAUGAGAAUAAUCACUUCAGAUUGAACAGGAAUAUACUGUUGCAGGGGUUAGUGUCGUUCAAGGAUGUAGCUGUGGAUUUCACCCAGGAGGAGUGGCAGCAACUGGACCCUGCUCAGAGGACCCUGUACAAGGAUGUGAUGCUGGAGAACUACAGCCACCUGGUCUCAAUGGGGUAUCCAGUUUCCAAACCAGAUGUCAUCUCCAAGUUGGAACAAGGAGAAGAUCCAUGGAUCAUAAAGAGAGACCUAUCAAAUUGGAUCUAUCCAGAUGGAAAUCAGGCAGAUGGGAGACAAGACAGGAAGAGUAACCUUGACAACCCCCAAUCAUGUAUUUUGGGUUCUGUUUCCUUCCAUAAUGAGAUACUGAAAGGAGUCACAAAGGAUGGUUCAUUGUACUCCAUUUUAAAAUUCUGUCAAGGUGAUGGCCAGCUGCAGAGAUAUCAGGAAAACCAAGACAAACUUUUCAGGCAAGUAACAGUCAUCAACAACAAAACAGUGACUGUGGUGUCAGACCAUAAAUAUAAUGCAUUGGGAAAAAUAUUUCAAGAGUGCAUACAGCCAGAUGUUUCAAGACAAAGACUCCAUAAGUAUGAUACAUUUAAAAAAACCUUGAAAUCUAACAUUGACCUACCUAGUUGUAAUAAGGGCAAUUCAAGAAAAAGCCCUGAUGAGAGUUUUGGAUAUGAAAAAUCAUCUAGCCAUGGUGUGUCCAAUUCUAAUCUUGAGAAAAUUCACAAUGGAGUAAUACCCUGUGAUAAUAAUCAAUGUGGGAACAUUUUCAGCAAUAAACAAUCCCUUAUUCAAUAUCAGAAUGUUGAAACUAAGGAAAAAACCUGUGUAUGUAUUACAUGUGGAAAAGCCUUUGCUAAGAAGUCACAGCUCAUUGUACAUCAACGAAUUCAUACUGGAAAGAAACCAUAUGAUUGUGGGGCAUGUGGGAAAGCCUUUAGCGAGAAAUUUCAUCUCAUUGUACAUCAGAGAACUCAUACUGGGGAGAAACCUUAUGAAUGUUCGGAAUGUGGAAAAGCCUUCUCUCAAAAAUCAUCCCUCAUUAUACAUCAGAGAGUUCACACUGGGGAAAAACCAUAUGAAUGUAGUGAAUGUGGAAAAGCCUUCUCCCAGAAAUCACCCCUCAUUAUACAUCAGAGAAUUCACACCGGAGAGAAACCUUAUGAAUGUAGAGAAUGUGGUAAGGCCUUCUCCCAGAAGUCACAGCUGAUUAUACAUCAUAGAGCUCAUACUGGAGAGAAGCCAUAUGAAUGUACUGAAUGUGGGAAAGCCUUCUGUGAGAAGUCCCACCUCAUUAUACAUAAAAGAAUUCACACUGGGGAGAAACCCUACAAAUGUGCUCAGUGUGAGGAAGCCUUCAGCAGGAAAACAGAACUCAUUACACAUCAGUUAAUUCAUACUGGGGAGAAACCUUAUGAAUGUACUGACUGUGGGAAAACCUUCUCCCGGAAGUCACAGCUCAUCAUACAUCAGAGAACACACACUGGAGAGAAACCCUAUAAAUGCAGUGAAUGUGGGAAAGCCUUCUGUCAGAAAUCACAUCUUAUUGGACAUCAGAGAAUUCACACAGGAGAAAAACCUUAUAUAUGUACUGAAUGUGGGAAAGCCUUCUCUCAGAAGUCCCACCUCCCAGGACAUCAGCGAAUUCAUACAGGAGAGAAACCUUACAUAUGUGCUGAAUGUGGAAAAGCCUUUUCCCAGAAGUCAGACCUUGUUUUACAUCAAAGAAUUCAUACUGGGGAAAGACCCUAUCAGUGUGCUGUAUGUGGGAAAGCCUUCAUCCAGAAGUCACAACUCACUGUACAUCAUAGAAUUCAUAAGAGUGUAAAAUCAUAAUUACCUGAACACAGAAAAGCCUUCAGUAUUAGCUCAAGCCUUAACAAAUACUAUAAACCUAAUUAAUUUGAUAAGUUUGUGGAAGACAUCUUUAUAGUUAAAAUUUUACAAGAAAAUUAAUGUCUGUAGUGUGGUGAUACCUAAUUCUUUCAGUAAAGAUGAUGGAAAGUAAUUAUAUAAGUGAGGGACACUUUCAAGGUGCCAUGUAAAGCUUUUAAAGUUAUGAACUGAAUGGUCAAUAGGGGAAAUUAUAUAUGUAGAAUAUUGUCAAGUUACAUGUUCCUUAUUAUACUACAUAACAAUAACCAGACAUUGUGGACUUGCUAAUAUUAGUUUGGCAUAAUUUUGACCAUACAGUAGUUCCCUAUAAAGGACAUGAAGAAAGCUUGAGUAAAAAAAAAAAAAAAUCAGUUCCUAGAAACUGCAUUAUAUAGCAUGACCCAUAAAGUUACAUGUAAAAUUCUUGUACAAAGAUGGAAAGAUAGGUUGAUCAGAUUCAAGAAAAGUGAUAUUUAUGUGUUUUCCUGUCUCAAGCUUAGUAAGUUGACUUGUAUCUCUGGAAAGAUCCUGGACCUUGAAAUUGAUGUUUCUUGACGAGGUCUCCCCUUUACUGUCUCUCAUUGGGAAUUUGGUAUGGUGGACUGACUUUGGUACUGAUCCAGAUGAUCUUAGGUUUUAAUCCUGGCUUAACUACUCACAGAUUGUGUGACUUCAGGCAAGCCUACUUCACCCAUCUGAAUAUUUUUACUUAUUGGUAAAUAAAAGUAAAAUGUAGAGCACAUUUUCAGUUAAUGUUAGUUCAUUUUAUCUUUCCUCUCUAUCCUCCUGCAACAGGAUGCUAAGACUAAUAUGUCAAAGCCAUAUCUGAAUUU
Molecule: messenger RNA, 3004 nt
Organism: Ceratotherium simum simum (southern white rhinoceros)
Lineage: Eukaryota; Metazoa; Chordata; Mammalia; Perissodactyla; Rhinocerotidae
Source: RefSeq, a predicted model, not a curated record